This is a messenger RNA of Onychostoma macrolepis, 3298 nucleotides long. Its product is annotated as gastrula zinc finger protein XlCGF8.2DB-like. Bases 604 to 1494 code for a protein of 296 amino acids. The record is from RefSeq and is a predicted model, not a curated record. The transcript is spliced from 3 exons. NCBI's taxonomy places the organism in Eukaryota, Metazoa, Chordata, Actinopteri, Cypriniformes, Cyprinidae. Gene Ontology annotation, molecular function: DNA-binding transcription factor activity; RNA polymerase II cis-regulatory region sequence-specific DNA binding. Gene Ontology annotation, biological process: regulation of transcription by RNA polymerase II.
AUCAUUUAAAGUGUUAAAAUCGAUGCAGGCCGUUAAGACAUUUGUAUAGUUUUAACAAGAACGGAUGAAAUAUUCUCGAGUGUAAUAUUACAACACUUUAUGCAGCAUUUGAUCGUUAUUUAGUGUGAGUAAAGCGCAUCAGAAGGGGCGCGUCUCAUAUCGCUCCCGAUAUCGAGAAUCAGUUUAUCAUAAACACGAAUUUGUUCAGUGGCGAGUAGUGAUGGAGAACCGGAGCUUUUUGAAUGUCCGAAUCAAUUGAUUCACCAAACGAUUCACUUGAAUCAUCGCUCGCUGACGACACCGAGGGGCGUAACCACGCGAGAUGUCAAACGAGAUGUUGUUUGUCGGGCCGCGUACUCUCUGAGUAGGCACUUAAUUUCAAUAAGUAUUUACUUAACGAGCGUUAAAUGAGUACUCUACAGUCAAAUCUCGUUGAGCAUGAAUGCGAUGUUGGCGUUAUAAUGUGACCUAAGACGUUAUAACAAGCCCAGCAACUUAAAAGACAUGAGCGACUGGUUUAAUUCAUCUGUCUGACAAAGUGUCCACAUAGACAGGAAAAACUCCUGGCGAAGCAACUGAGAUCCACGUGACACUGUUAUAAAGAUGGCGUUUAUUAAAGAGGAGAAUGAAGACAUGAGGAUUGAAGAAGUCCUAGUCAAACAAGAAGAAACUGAUGAACAAAUAGACCUGAUGCCACUGAAAGAAGAGAGUCAAGAACUGAAUGAAAUGAAAGAAGAAUAUCAUGAUUUUAUAACUGGGAAAAAAUCCACAAAGACCAAAAAUGCGUCCUCUCAAAAAAUAGCCCAGAAGAAAUCUUACGAGUUUUGCACCUGCCAUCAGUGUGGAAAGAGUUUCAGUCAAAAACAAAACCUUAAAAUCCACAUGAGAAUUCACACGGGAGAGAAACCUUACACCUGCCAUCGAUGUGGAAAGAGUUUCAGUCAAAAAGGGAACCUUAAAAGCCACUUGAGAAUUCACACUGGAGAGAAGCGUUUCACCUGCCAACAGUGUGGAAACAGUUUCACUCAAAAAGGGAACCUUAAAAAACACAUGGGUAUACACACUGGAGAGAAGCCUUUCACAUGUGAUCAGUGUGGAAAGAGUUUUACACAUAAAGACAUCCUUAAUUCCCACAUGAGGAUUCACUCAAGAGAGGAUUGUUUUAAAUGUCAGCAGUGUGGAAGAAGUUUCGCUCAUAAAGUAAGCUUCAAGACUCACAUGAGAGUUCACACUGGAGAAAAGCCUUACACAUGCUCUCAGUGUGGAAAGAGUUUCAGAUAUAAACUAUCCCUCGAUUCCCACAUGAGAAUUCACACCGGAGAAACCCCUUACACCUGCAAACUGUGUGGGAAGAGCUUCUCACGAAAAGGAUCUCUUAAGACUCACAUGGACAUUCACACCGGAGAGAAGCCAUUCACGUGUGAUCAGUGUGGAAAGUGUUUCAGACGUAAAGUAACCCUUAAUGAACACGUGAAGAUUCACUUUAGGAGAUAACAGCUUUAGAUGUCACCAGAAAAUUACAAAUAUGUAAAUAUGGGAACUAGAUCAACUUUUUCUUAAUGGAGGGUGAGUAGAUUUCCCUCUACAGGUGGCCAUGUAGUUUAUAAAUUCUACCUGUGAGCUAUGCAAAGAAUGUAUGAACAGAGUCACCUGAUUGAAGUAUUAACAAUAAACACCCUUUUAAAAAUGAAACCAAGAAGUAAGACCUAUACUUCCAUUGCCUCUCCCCACAUACUCUCAAAUAUUUGUAUUCCCCAGGAUACAGAAACACUUUUAGGGUUAAGAAUCAUGUAAUAACUACAUUUAAAAAGAAAAAGAGCUGAUUGCCUUGCAUUAUUCACCACAUAUAGCGCAAUCUGAUCCCUAAACAUGUUUUGUCAAAAAAGCCUGUAUUGUCCACUUUCAAGGCAUCGCGAGUUCACAUUUUACCGACAAGUCCAUUUUAGCAAAUCAGGUCAGGUGACAAGGCUACUUUGAGUUUGAAAAGAUGUGCAAGCUGAGAAGAGUUUCAUCAAAGCUGACUAAAAGUGAUCGAGGAUGGAUAAUUUCUACGAACUUGAUGAACCUGUGACAUCUUCUUCAGGGUGUAAAAGGAAAAUAAAAGCUGAAACGUUUUCACGGAGCCUUGCAAAAGCAGCUCGUUACAAUGGUGAGGGAAAAGCUCUGUGCACGUGUAAUUACAUCCGUACAGUCUAUGAUCACAACAACGUUUGUCAGGCAUCUACAUCUGAGGAGAUUACAAAGAUUAAACGAGUGUUUUUUAAACACUGAAAUGUGGAGUUAUCAGUUUUUUCCAAAAAACGACUGUUGGAGUUAUCUGCUUUUGCUAAAAAACAAACGUUUAAUAUGUAAAAAAAAAACUUUUAUUUUGUAAGUUAUCUGUAUUUAAGUUAUUAUUACUUAAUCAAAACAACCCAACUGCAGUUUGAUUAAUAUUACUUGGAAUGCGCAAUAAAAAAAAAACGAUGGAGUUAUUCAUGUUAUGUGGAGCAGCAGUAUUUCUUACAUGCUCACAGCAGCAUGCAGUAUUGGCAGUAGCAAUCUCGGUACUUGUUCUGCCGCAGCAGCAGCGUAGCAGAUCUAUUCCGCCAAGACCAAACACAUUAACAUGUACAUUAUUACCAUGCAAAUCACUCUGAGAGUUGUCAUGACAGAACUAAUUAUUUGACAAAAGCAGCUCUGGUUCAGGUGUGAAAAGGCAGCUGAGGUAAGUUAGCUUGAUUGUUUUUUGUAGCAUAUAGGAGUUGGCUACAGUUAAUACAAUAUAUAUCAUAAGCAGAGUUGGGUAUAACGCGUUACUGUAUUCUAAUUACUUUUCCUGGUAAUGCAAUAAAUGGAUGUAAUUUGAUUACAGUUACUAAUGUCACUUAAGUUACAAAUGCAGUGUUAAAAAUAUGAUGAUAAAAAAAUCAUGUUUUGUGUGUCAGUAUGUCGUUCAAUAAAUCACCGGAGAUUGCGAGCUAAUGCAGACAAGUCCUACAACAUUUAGAUGCAAUGAAAGGUUUGAAUCUUUCUUUGCUUACAGAGGUGAUGUGGACGUUUACAUAUUCGCGCAUCUCAAGCCUGGUUUCGCGUGGAUGAUUAUCGAAUAUCGUGCGAUGUGCGUGGACAUGAUCACAUUAUAGGUGAGUUCAGACGGAAAAGACUGUACCUCGCGUUGGUUUCAUAUGAAUUAUUUUAUCAGAGAAUAUUUGUUUUCAACAUGACUUCAUUUAAAAAUAGACACUUCAAGCUUUCUUUAGAUAUAUUUCUAAUGUAAUUUUUGUUCAUUUUAGGGACUCGUUUCAGGAAGAUAUUC